GGCCAAGGCUACUGUGCCGGCGAAACAACGCCCGGAAUCUGUCACCAACAUCUUCAUCGACUUCCCGUCAAAAGAGAAGAAGAUGGAAACGAGCCAGUAAAUGAUAUACGCAACGAGAGCUUCCAUUGCAAAUUGCAAUCGGGUUUCAUUUCUGCGUCCAGACAACCAUUUGAUGAACUGAUUAUAGGACCGGAAUGAAAACUAAACAGACGUCUCUAUUUACUGCCUCCAUGAAGUCAAAUCAUAAAACGAGCGUUCAGCCUAGAUAAGCUCAGAUCGAGUGCGCCAGAGGAACGCGUGGAUCCCUUGGAAACGGAUUUCGCGGGAGCGAAUGCCGAAUGGCGCUAUUUCCGCACUCCAUUUUGAGACAUCAUACUUGAUAUAUCGCAGUUCUCCGCCACCUGUUUGUCUUCCGUCCGGUGUCUUCCGUGACUAACUAUGGCCAAGAACGCCUACCAAUCGCAACAUCUCCACGAUUCGUCACUUCUCUUCGCCAAAUGCCGGACAUCUAAGUCCGGGGUGAGCGCACCGCAAAUACUU
Molecule: messenger RNA, 540 nt
Organism: Fomitiporia mediterranea MF3/22
Lineage: Eukaryota; Fungi; Basidiomycota; Agaricomycetes; Hymenochaetales; Hymenochaetaceae
Exons: 3
Source: RefSeq, a predicted model, not a curated record